Messenger RNA from Ceutorhynchus assimilis (cabbage seed weevil), 1204 nucleotides. The record is from the annotation of a GenBank genome assembly. NCBI's taxonomy places the organism in Eukaryota, Metazoa, Arthropoda, Insecta, Coleoptera, Curculionidae.
GUAAAUUGUGGAGGGUGCAUUUUUUGCAAACAGGGACGCAGGCAUAUUUUUCGACAUAAUAAUAGACAAUCGCCGAUUUUCUCCAUUCCAUCAUGACACUUUACGCUUGGGGCGCCAACUGCUUCGGCCAACUAGGCUUAGGCCAUAAGUCGGAGCAAGAAAUCAGUCCGCAAAAAGUGAAUCUGCGAGGAAGCGAUCUAAGUGCCGAAGAUAUUGUGUCGAUAUCAGCUGGCGUGGCGCAUAGUCUCAUUUUGGACACAAAGGGUCGUGUUUUCUCUUGUGGGUCGAAUUGCAGCGGCCGACUUGGACUCUUGGAUGAUACUUUCAAGUUUACCCAAAUAGAAAUCUUGGAAAAAUUUAAAAUUGUGCAAAUAUCGUGCGGUUCCGAUUUUAAUGCUGCCGUGUCCGAAUGUGGUAAGCAAUUCGUGUGGGGCAGCAACAGCUCCAAUCAAUUGGGAAUUUCGUCAAAUAUAACUUCUACUGCAAUCCCUACGAAGUUGCAAGUUCCUCGGAAAUUGGCCGCUGGUCUCAAAAACGUCAGCUGCGGCUGGGGGCACUCAGUUAUAAUAUCUAAAGAAGGAUGCCUUUUAGUUUCAGGCGACGGAACCGAAGGCCAAUUAGGCUUGGGCGAGAAUUCCAAUGAUAAUAACAAUAUAAUUAUGAGAAAAGUACCCCAUAUUGGAAACAUUAUUAGUGUGGCUACUGGGCAUCAUCAUACUUUGGCCUUGAAAGAUGAUGGCGCUGUGCUUAGUUGGGGUGAAAACCAGCAUGGCGAAUUGGGAUUCGAUCGUGAUGAUUUGCCCAGAAGUUAUGUUCCUGUAGAAACCUUCUUUUCCGAAGGACUUCGAAGUGUAUGUGCUGGUUGGCAGCACAGUGCUGCUCUAACAGUCGCGGGUGAAAUUUUGACUUGGGGUAGAUCCACAUCCGGUCAACUGGGGGCUGAAAGAGAAGUAAUGCACGAGCCAGAAAAAGUACCUACUCUGAGCAACGUCGAGCAACUGAGCUGUGGAGUCGCCCAUAAUUUGGCAUUGACACGAGACAACAAACUUUAUUCUUGGGGUUGGAACGAGCUUGGUAGCUGUGGUACUGGGGAUAUAAAGGACGUAUUAUUCCCUGUUCAAAUUUUAAAGAAAAGAAAAGUCAGAUACUGUGUAGCUUCUUAUGGUAGCUCUUUUGCAGUUAUUGAAUAGUAGUUGUAGGAAAU